This is a messenger RNA of Geosmithia morbida, 426 nucleotides long. Its product is annotated as Pfam:DUF2008. Gene Ontology annotation, biological process: kinetochore assembly; resolution of meiotic recombination intermediates; DNA repair. The coding region runs from base 1 to 426 and encodes 141 amino acids. The transcript is spliced from 2 exons. Lineage: Eukaryota; Fungi; Ascomycota; Sordariomycetes; Hypocreales; Bionectriaceae. Gene Ontology annotation, cellular component: Fanconi anaemia nuclear complex; FANCM-MHF complex. Gene Ontology annotation, molecular function: protein heterodimerization activity. The record is from RefSeq and is a predicted model, not a curated record.
AUGCCUCCGAAACGUACGACGGACGGCGGAUCCAGCGCAGCUCGUGGACGUCCGAAGAGCAGCACCGCCGGCAAGGAGAGCGUAUCGAAGACGGCAGCUGCACCGCCGUCGAGCAACCGGUUCGGAUCAUCCGACGAAGACGAGGAGGAGGAGGGCGUAGAAGAAGAAGAGGAAGAAGACGCCCGGCGGGGGGACGAUGACCGGCCGGAGAAGAGGAUCCCGGACGAGCUGUUGACGAGGCUGCUGCACGAAUUCUUCACAAAGGACGCGACACGGAUAUCAAAGGAUGCGAAUGCCGCGGUGGGAAAGUACGUGGAUGUCUUUGUCAGGGAGGCUAUCGCCCGGACGGCGGUGGAGAAGAGGGGAGGGUUCCUCGAGGUGGAGGAUCUGGAAAAGGUGACGCCCCAGCUCCUGCUUGAUCUAUGA